UAUAAAUGCUAUUUAAUUAUAUUUGUUUAAUUAAUAAGUAAAUAUUUGUGUAAACAAAAUGGGACGAUACGGUGUUUUAAAGGGUUUGUACGAUGUUGAAAAGACAAUAGGAUGUGGAGGAUUUGCAAAAGUAAAAUUAGCAACACACUUAGCAACUGGAGAAAAAGUUGCUAUUAAAAUAAUGGAAAAAUCGAAAUUGGGAAAUGAUUUACCAAGAGUUAAAUUAGAAAUUGAAGCACUUAAAAAUUUAUCUCAUCCACAUAUUUGUAAAUUAUAUCAGGUAAUAGAAACAGACACACAUAUUUAUAUGAUAAUCGAGUAUUGUUCAGGCGGUGAAUUGUUUGAUCAUAUUGUGGAAAAAAAUCGUUUAACAGAAUCAGAAAGUCGAAAAUUUUUUCGACAAAUCGUAUCAGCAGUUGCUUAUUUACACAGCUUAGGUUAUGCACAUCGUGAUUUAAAACCCGAAAAUGUAUUAUUAGAUAAAAAUGAAAAUUUAAAAUUAAUUGAUUUUGGUCUUUGCGCACGACCAAACGGUGGAAUGGAUUGCCCUCUGUACACAUCUUGUGGAUCACCAACAUAUGCUGCGCCAGAGUUAGUUUUGGGUAAAGAGUAUUUAGGAUCCGAAGUUGAUGUAUGGUCAAUGGGUGUGUUAUUGUAUGCGCUUCUGGCGGGAUAUUUGCCAUUUGAUGAUCAAAAUAUCGAAAAUUUAUACAAAAAAAUUUUGCGUGGUAAAUAUGAAGAACCUUCAUGGAUGUCACACCAAAGUAGAAUGUUAAUCAAAUCAAUGCUACAAAUCAAUCCGAAGCAGCGUAUUAAAGUCACUGAAUUAUUAUCACAUCCAUGGUUAACAAUUGGUAUAUUGAAUCCUGUUGAAAUAAUUACUGAACGUUCUGAAAAAGAUGAAGAUUGUGUGAAUACAAUGGCUGCUAAGAGCAAAACAACCUCAGAUCAAAUGUGGUCAAAAUUAAAUUCUUGGGCAUACGAUUAUGAUACGGCAACAUACUUGCUACUGUUAUCAAGAAAACGACGAGGUUUACCAUUAAAACUUUCAAGUUCAUCAAGUUUAAAGAAUUGUGAUACCGAUUCAAAAAUGAAAAGAGAUAUGUACAGUGUCACACCACCGAGCCCACCACGAAAAGUCAGUAUAAAUAUUCAAACAUCGCCUGAUACACCUCAUACAAAAACGUAUAAAGAAAAUCAAUCAACUAAAGUGACACCAACAGUAUUAAGCCCAAAUGAAAACUUUAUUGAACCUAGAAAACCGUCCAGUAUUCGUAAGCCAUUAAAACGGAUACGCACACCAAAUUUGGAUGGAGAUCAUUCACCAAUUCCAACAAAAAUUACUCCUGGCAAAACUGGCAAACCUACUGAAAAGUCUUCAACACCCGUACCAUCUGAUACAACACCAACAAAAGGACGUAAUACAGUAAUGGACAGCAUUGAGAAAUCAUUUAAUAUGGUACGACAUGUAUUGACACCACGACGACAUGGACAUAGAUUUAUUAAUAUUGAUAAUGCAUCAACUGAUUCAUUUCAACCAGCCAUUUUAUCUGGAAAGGGAUUGUGUAAUUUAUCUACAACAUCGUGUACCGAUCCGGAUUAUGUGCUUGAGUUGUUGAAGAAGGCAUUACAUUCGAAAGGAAUACAAUGCUUCCAAAAAGGGUAUCGUUUGCGUGGAAAAUGCGAAUACACAUCAAAUUCUAAAGCGUCUGGUAAUAAUACUUCAGGAGGAGCACCUUGUUCGUUUGAAUUAGAAGUUUGCUUAGUACCAUGUGUAGGGGGUUGCAGCAGUGCGUCAACAAAACCAUCAACACCAAAAACACCUUCACGUGUCUUUUCCAAAACACCCAAUUCAAAUAAAACACCAAAUAACAGUAAUAAAAGUACCCCAAAUAAAUCCACAGGAAUUACGUCGUCCACUGUUGUUGGUAUCCGCCGAAAACGUUUGAAAGGUGAUUCAUGGAGAUAUAAAAAUGUGUGUGAAGAGGUGUUAGCUUUAGCUGCAAUUGAUUUGAAUACAAAAAAUAAUCUUAAACCCAAUGAUGCAAUUGAGCAAUUAGUCUAAUCUUGAUUUCUUAUGCUCUUUUCUUGUCGCCACUCAAAUCAUAUGGAAAUUGAAUAUAUUUGAAGUUUGGGCACUUUGUAAUAUUGGACUUGAUGGAAAGCUACCUAGAAACCUUGCACUUCUCGUUCAUUUAUCUAUUUAUUUUGUUGCCUUCAAAAUAGGUCUCCCAUUUGACGCAUAAAGUUACCCAUAACAUUUCUAGUCUUUGAAAAACAUUCUAUAGGCAGUUUUUGGGUUCUCUAUAUCAAUAAUUCUUAAUUUAAUCUAGGCUAAAGAUAUAUUGCAGAUGAGUAAGUGUCUAGAGAUAGAAGAUGUGUGGAAAUUUACUUUUAUGUUAGUAGGACAAAAUUUUUGCUCCAUAAAACUGCUGCUUACGCAAAGCUGUACGCAAGCAUAAACCACUAACUUCCGUAUGAAGUUCAAACAUGUUGUUUAUUUAAUAUUAUUACCUAUUAAUAGAGCCAACUAAUACCGUUGGCUUCACAACUGGGAACCGGUGGGUGCAACUAUUUAAUUUCCAUAAGAUUUGAAGCGGAUUUUUAUUAUCUUUCAAAAUAUACCCAGAAUAUUUUUUAAUUACUUUUACUAAUUGCGAUGAGAAUUUGUCGAUUUGUUAUGAAAAAAAAGCAGAGAGAGAGCAUUCGAAUAGAAUUUUGUUCGAAUACAACGACAUAAUUUCAGGAUAUUUGAGCUUUUGCAUUUUAAAUUAUUGUGCGUUUUAAAAGUCGUACCUGUUAGCUAGUCUAAUAAUUUUCCUUAUCAUGUUCAUAUUUUUUUUAAAUCGUAUU
Molecule: messenger RNA, 2853 nt
Organism: Chrysoperla carnea
Lineage: Eukaryota; Metazoa; Arthropoda; Insecta; Neuroptera; Chrysopidae
Product: maternal embryonic leucine zipper kinase-like
Exons: 10
Coding region: 59-2065 (668 amino acids)
Biological process (GO): microtubule cytoskeleton organization; protein phosphorylation; intracellular signal transduction
Cellular component (GO): cytoplasm
Molecular function (GO): ATP binding; tau-protein kinase activity; protein serine/threonine kinase activity
Source: RefSeq, a predicted model, not a curated record